AUUCGCCAGUAUGUCGAAACAAUAAUUAUAAAAUGCGAUAAAUUGAGCGUCGUAGUUGCAACGGUGCGCGACUCGUACGUAUGUAAAAUAAGAUGGGUUACUAUUGCGCUUGGGGGGACGCGAAGAUGAAGUGCAGCUCCGAGGAGGAGGGUUAUGAAAAUCGCGUCAUCGUCGACGUCGCAGAAAAGAGAGGCGGACGCGCCUCGGACACCCACGGCGAAGCUCCACCCACUCCGGCACCACCGAUCGCGGACGAUACCGAUCGACAGUUCUGGGCGGAGGACGAGCUGAGCAGCUCGGAGUCGCGGCAGAGAUUAACCGCGAGGAGGAAGCGCCGGCGUAGCGUGUCCUACAGGAAUCGCGCCGCGAACAUGAGUCAAUCCCGCGCACCCCGUCCCUCGAAUUCCAGCUCCGAUUCGAUCCACGCGGAGACCUCGGCUAAAGUCUGCAGAAUACGAAGACGUUGGUUGAAUCCUAAAACAGAGAAAUUACAAUUGGGAAAAGCAUCGUGCACAAGUACCGAGGAACCGAUUUGCAUGGUGAACAAAGUGAUCGCUUCGGAACAUCAGGCAGCAUCUACUUCUAGCUCGCGCCUCGAGAGUCGCGAGGCGAUCUUGCCGCGCGCGAAUCAUUGCGAGCGAGCGAGCAACACGUUACGGGACGUCAAGAGAAUCCGACCGAAAAAAGCACGUGGUCCAUCUUUUUUUUAUUCAAUAAAACGCAAACGCUUGUGGUUCGUUAUUUAUUCGCUGCGAUGAUAUCUCUCGUUUUACAAUAAUAUAAAUUGUCAGUUUUAUUUUCCAUUUCUCGACAUUCUCGAUCAUUGUCGAUUUACAUCGAGUGGAAAAAAAAAACGGUGCCGGGGAGCAGAUAAUAAGUCAUUCAUUUUUCGCCCACGUACUCGUUCGGGAAGCGCGCUAUCAGCGAUAUUGCCAUUCCGUCUCUUUGUGAAUA
Wasmannia auropunctata (little fire ant) is the source of this 954-nucleotide messenger RNA. RefSeq lists its product as uncharacterized. Bases 93 to 758 code for a protein of 221 amino acids. NCBI's taxonomy places the organism in Eukaryota, Metazoa, Arthropoda, Insecta, Hymenoptera, Formicidae. The transcript has 4 exons. The record is from RefSeq and is a predicted model, not a curated record.